Messenger RNA from Rhinocladiella mackenziei CBS 650.93, 1962 nucleotides. RefSeq lists its product as uncharacterized. The coding region runs from base 1 to 1962 and encodes 653 amino acids. Lineage: Eukaryota; Fungi; Ascomycota; Eurotiomycetes; Chaetothyriales; Herpotrichiellaceae. Gene Ontology annotation, molecular function: NADH dehydrogenase activity; calcium ion binding. The record is from RefSeq and is a predicted model, not a curated record. The transcript has 2 exons.
AUGUCGGUCUUUCAAACCUUCUCUACCAUCUACGAAGCCUCUGCCGAGCUCCAGACUGUUAUAUUCUUCGUCAAGAAACUCUCGUCGUAUUGUCUCACAGCUUCCCGCGCACUUACUCCGACGAGCUCCGGCGGGGACCUCGCACGAUUUAUGUACCGUGUUUUUGCCUGGACUGGAAUUUUCAUCGUCUUCAGCGGGAGCCUCAUUUUCGCAUUUUUCCUGUACGAUGCCUCCACAUACCGCGAACAGCCAGACAAGAUGGGUGACAUUCCCGUGUCCGAAGCUGCCCUGUCCCCGAGAAGAGGAGGACCCAAAAAUUUGCCCAUCGCAGAGGUUUUGGUUGAUGAUGAAGACUGCGAUCUUAUGCGUGAACAAAAACACAAGCCCAAAUUGGUCAUUCUCGGAACCGGAUGGGGAAGUGUUGCAAUGUUGAAAGAGCUCAAUCCCGGAGACUAUCAUGUUACUGUCGUCUCCCCUGAGAACUAUUUCCUCUUCACCCCCAUGCUGCCUUCUGCCACCGUUGGAACUCUGGAACUACGUUCCUUGGUCGAGCCUGUUCGCAGAAUAGUCAACCGAUUGAGAGGUCAUUUUCUUAAAGCCGAGGCUGUGGACGUCGAAUUCUCUCACAAACUGGUCGAAGUUGCUCAACUCGACGCUGACGGGAAUCGACAGCACUUCUACCUCCCCUAUGACAAAUUAGUCAUUGGAAUUGGUUCAACCACCAACCCCCAUGGUGUCAAAGGCUUGGAAAAUUGCAAUUUUCUCAAAACAAUCGAAGAUGCCCGUCUUAUCAAGAACAAGGUCCUCCAAAACUUGGAAUUGGCCUGUCUCCCUACUACCUCGGAUGAAGAAAGACGAAGGUUGCUUUCCUUUGUCAUCAGUGGCGGUGGUCCCACCGGUGUCGAAUUCGCAGCAGAAUUAUACGAUAUGCUGAACGAGGAUCUCUUAAACUCAUUCCCCAAGAUCCUGCGGAAUGAAGUUUCGGUGCAUGUCAUUCAAUCUCGAGGUCACAUUCUCAACACCUACGAUGAAGCCUUGUCCAUUUAUGCCGAGAAACGAUUCGAGCAUGAUCAAGUGGAGGUUUUGACAAAUUCUCGCGUGAAGGAAGUCACUCCAGAUCGGAUUAUAUUUACCCAAAUGGAAGAUGGGAAGCCCGUAACAAAGGAACUUCCCAUGGGCUUCUGCCUCUGGUCCACUGGGGUUGCACAGACUGAUCUGAGUCGAAAGGUGGCCCAAAAGCUGAGGGAUUUCCAAAAUAACCGCCAUGCCCUUGAAACGGACACACAUUUGAGACUUAUCGGAGCUCCUCUUGGUGAUGUCUACGCCAUUGGGGACUGCUCUACCGUUCAAAAUAAUGUCGCCGAUCACCUAACGACUUUCCUUCGUGGCAUGGCAUUUGAGCAAGGCAAAGAUCCGGAUAAACUUCACAUCACCUUCCAAGAUUGGCGAUCUGUGGCUCAAAAAGUGCGCAAACGGUUUCCUCAAGCUGCAGGCCAUCUCAAACGACUUGACCGGCUCUUUGAAGAAUAUGACAAGGACAAGUCUGGAACACUUGAUUUUGGUGAACUUCAUGAAUUGUUGGUCCAGAUAGACAACAAGCUCACCUCUUUACCUGCGACCGCCCAACGAGCCAAUCAACAAGGUCAGUAUCUCGGCCGUAAAUUCAACAAGAUCGCCGCUGCCAUUCCUGGAUUCCGGGCCAAUGAAGUCGAUUUCGGUGAUUUGGACGAAGCAGUGUACAAAGCUUUCGAAUAUCAUCAUAUGGGCAGCCUGGCUUAUAUCGGAAAUGCCGCCAUCUUUGAUUUCGGGGGAUUGAAUUUCAGUGGUGGACUCAUGGCUGUUUACCUGUGGAGAAGUAUUUACUUCGCUCAGAGUGUCAGUUUCAGAACGAGAAUGCUUUUGGCUAUGGACUGGAGCAAGAGAGCUUUGUUUGGAAGAGGUGAGUUUUCUUUUUCUUCCUGA